AUGAAGAAGAAAGAGAGAGCUGAUCAAGAAAGAGCCACAAGGCUAACCACUGGAACAAGAGAGAAGAUAGCACCAAAAGGAAGAACCCUUACUCAAAGGUCUUCACAACCACCUCCCACCAAGGAGAAGAGGAAGACAAGAUCAUCACUUGAAGAGAUCAUAGAUGAUUUCAACUUUAUGGCGAGGAGAUUCCCUUAUGGUGUGCCGUUUGAUAAUGCUUGCAACAAGAGUCCAUUCAUGCAAGACCUAGCUUGGACACAAGAUUGGAGUCUAGCUGAAAUGGAAAAGAUGUACGAGGAAGCAAGAAAGGGGAUGCCUAAACCUAGGUUUCUACACAAGCUUCAUGACCCAGGUUACUUCCUUAUACAUUUCUCUAUCAAUGGAAGCUACUUUGAUGAUGCUCUUUGCGAUUCCGGUUCUAGUGUGAACCUUAUGCCGGCCGAGAUAGCCAAGAAGUUGGGAUUGAUCAAUUCAAUUGUGAAAUCUCGAAUGGAUUUAAAGCUAGCUGAUUCAUCAUUGACCGAACCACUUGGAGAGGUUAAAGACAUUCAGCUUGAUUUUGGAGGCUGCAUAGUUCCAGCCAACUUCUAUGUAGUAACCAUGAAGGAUCCGGAGGACUUAAAGCUUUUGCUUGGAAGAUCAUUCCUAGCCACAGCUGGAGCGAUCAUGGAUUGGCCUAAUAGAAGAAUCUCUCUAGCCAAUGUUGACAAGGACACCUUCUACGAUGCUGCACCUCCCGGUUUCUCAUCCAAGCGAUUUCGCUACACAAGUGGAGGAGAGUGCUCACAAGUAAGAGGAGAGUCGCAUGGCUACUUGAUCAAGGAAGUUCUACAGGACAAGAUGCACUUGGAAUCAUCAGGCAACAGGAAGUUCUUGGAGCCACCAAUCCUACCUAACUAA
Molecule: messenger RNA, 900 nt
Organism: Microthlaspi erraticum
Lineage: Eukaryota; Viridiplantae; Streptophyta; Magnoliopsida; Brassicales; Brassicaceae
Source: the annotation of a GenBank genome assembly